Messenger RNA from Neltuma alba, 2170 nucleotides. Its product is annotated as protein IQ-DOMAIN 31-like. NCBI's taxonomy places the organism in Eukaryota, Viridiplantae, Streptophyta, Magnoliopsida, Fabales, Fabaceae. The coding region runs from base 57 to 1931 and encodes 624 amino acids. The transcript has 7 exons. The record is from RefSeq and is a predicted model, not a curated record. Gene Ontology annotation, molecular function: protein binding.
UUUCCCUUGGGUUUCAAGGUCUCUCUCUGACUCUCUUCCAUGGUCCAGACCUCAUCAUGGGGAAGUCACCGGGAAAAUGGAUCAAAACUGUGCUAUUUGGGAAAAAGUCAUCCAAAUCCAAUAUUUCAAAAGCAAGAGAGAAACUUGUUAAACAGAAAGAAGCGCCAAUUGCUUCCAAGGCAUCAGAAACUGAGUUCUCUUUUGAUCCAACUCCCACUACUUUUGCUAGAAGUGAGAGGGAUCUAGGAGUGGAAAAUAAUGGAUCAGAAAAUCUUUUGCUGCAGAAUCAAGCAGAUAUUGCAGGAUCUGAUCAUCAAGAUGCCCCUUCCGAUCCAGAGAGAAUUAUGCAGGAUGAAUCUGCAACAAAGGUGCAGGCUACUUUACCGCCUGAUCUAGACAAAAUUAAGCAGGAGGAAGCUGCAAUUAAGAUGCAGGCUACUUUACCUCCUGAUCUAGACAAAAUUAAGCAGGAGGAAGCUGUAAUGAAGGUGCAAGCUACUUUCAGGGGUUAUUUGGCUCGCAGGGCUUUCAGGACUCUUAAAGGCAUAAUAAGGUUGCAAGCACUUGUCCGAGGGCACCUGGUUAGGAGGCAAGCUAUUUCUACUUUAUGUUGCAUGUAUGGGAUUAUCAAGUUACAAGCACUUCUUCGUGGCCGAAGAGUUAGGCAUUCUAAUGUUGGACGUGAAAUGCAUGGGAAGUGCAAUCUUGUGAAGCCUCUGGUUGACAAGUGUGGCAACUCAGUUGGGUUAACCACAAAAAUUGCAAAUACGUCACCGAAUGUUUUUAUCCACAAGCUUCUUGCUUCAUCAACUGCAAAAACUGCUUCGCGUCUUCAAUACGCAUCUGGGGAUCAAAAUGUAGUCCUAAGUUGGUUGGAGCGCUGGUCAGCAUCUCACUUUUGGAAACCAGUUCCCAAACCCAAGAAACUCAUAGACUCUAAAUCUCAGAGAAAGCUGGGUAAUAUUUCAAAUGGAGAUGCUCAGAUGAGCAAACCAAAACGUGCUAACUGGAAGAUUCCUUCUACAAGUUUAGACUUGGUCUUAAUGCGAGAAAAUUCUGAUUUUGAGAAGCCAAAACGAAACCUGAGAAAAGUUUCAAGCAAGCCCACAGAUCCAGUGCAGGAAAGUUCAGAAAAUGAGUUUGAGAAGGUUAAGCGUAACUUGAGAAAGGUUGGUAACCCUGUUGUAGAGAAUUCUGCUCAGUCAGAAGUUGAAUCAGAGAUUGCGAAGCAGCAUCCGGAAGAGGAAGCAGUUACCUCAGGCUAUGGUGUUUCAGAAGACGGGAUCAAAAGCUGUUCCAAUGAGAAGAUAAAAAUGGACACAGCAUUGGCCAUGUCCAAUGAGCCUAACGGAGUAGUUACACUUAGAAUUUCAGUUGGCAAGGAGGCGUCUAACAUUCCUGAUACUCAAGUGCCCAUCAAUUCGGCACCCUUGAGAGAGAAUACAAGUAGAUGGAAAAACAAUUCUGGUGAAGAAGAUGCCAAAGUACUAAAAGAUCCACACGAGAGUUGUAAUGAUGAAAAUUCUCCCCUAAUAAAUGGGCAUUUGAGUCUUAAGGAAGAUUCAAUCAGAAAUGAAAACCAGAAAGCCGGUGGGAAAUCCCCAGCUCUAGCUAAGCAGGAACCUGUGGAGGAUGGUUUACAGAAUAGCCCAACUCCCACUUUACCAAGUUAUAUGGCGGCUACUGAAUCUGCCAAGGCAAAGUUGAGAGCACAAGGGUCCCCAAGGUUAGGACAAGAUGGUGGUGAGAGAAGCAACCUUACCAGGCGGCAUUCUCUGCCAUCUUCAAAUAACAGUAAAAUUAGUUCGCAUUCGCCAAGAACACAGAGACCAGCUCAAGCAGGAGGCAAAGUGGGACACAGGACUGACAGAGCAACAGGUUCUUCCAGAAGUGCUAAUGGAAAGUUAACUCAAGCAGAGUGGAGAAGGUGAUUUCAAGUAAUGAUUUUCUUGAGUUUAACAUGAGGAUAUGCUGAAACUUGCAGAGCUCGUGUAUCUAUCAUGAUAAUUGAUUAAUUGUUGAACUUCACAGAACUAUAGGAGAGGUGAAUUUGAUCGGCUUGUUUUUCCUUUUGGUGUAUUUGGGCUUUUGAGGGUGAUUUCUGCAUUAUUUGUGGUUCAAGUUUUUGAAAUGCUGCAACCCGAAAUUUAACUCCUUCAUGCCUUUUGAC